Tarenaya hassleriana is the source of this 965-nucleotide messenger RNA. Its product is annotated as ethylene-responsive transcription factor RAP2-3-like. The transcript has 2 exons. NCBI's taxonomy places the organism in Eukaryota, Viridiplantae, Streptophyta, Magnoliopsida, Brassicales, Cleomaceae. Gene Ontology annotation, biological process: ethylene-activated signaling pathway; regulation of DNA-templated transcription. The record is from RefSeq and is a predicted model, not a curated record. Bases 45 to 749 code for a protein of 234 amino acids. Gene Ontology annotation, molecular function: DNA-binding transcription factor activity; DNA binding.
UCGUCCCAGUAGCAGAAUCAGAAGAAGAAAGAGUGAGAGAGAAGAUGUGUGGUGGUGCGAUAAUUUCCGAUUUUGCCCCUGUCGGCACAAAGGGCCGGAAACUGACGGCGGAGGAGCUCUGGUCGGAGCUCGACGCCUCCGCCGCCGAUCUCUGGGGCUUCGCCUCUUCCUCCAAUAAUCCUGAAUCCUUCUACCAAGCUCGCCGGAAAGGGAACGAGGCGGAGAAACUGGCGGCGGAGAAGAAGAAGAAGACGCCAUCUCCGGCGGAGGACCCGCCAUCUCCGGCGCCGGAGAGACGGCGGACGAGAAAGAACAUGUACAGGGGGAUACGCCAGAGGCCGUGGGGGAAAUGGGCGGCUGAGAUCAGAGAUCCACGGAAAGGCGUCCGAGUCUGGCUCGGCACCUUCAACACGGCGGAGGAAGCCGCCAUGGCCUACGACUCCGCCGCCAUACGCAUCCGCGGCGACAAGGCUAAGCUCAACUUCGCCGCCGGGCCUCCGGCCAAGAGAAACCGCGGAUUCGAGUCGACCCGGCCGAGUUUUCCGCCCGAAUUCCUCGACCCGGGUUUCCGGAUCGAGCCGGAUUACGACCUGAAGCAGCAGAUAUCGAGCUUGGAGACUUUCCUGGAGCUCGACGGCGGUGCAACAACCGAGUUCCCGAGUCAGCUCAGCGGAUGCGGAGCCGAGUCUGACACGGCGGCGGACCUGUGGACGCUUGAUGACGUCAUCGGGCAUCGUUCGUCCGUGUGAUAAAUAAGGAGUACGAUAUAUAAAAAUAAAAAGGUGAAAUGGGAUGAAAUAAAAAGGGUGUGGAGUUAGUGGGUAAUUUCUAUUAUAACAGCUGGUAACUUUGUACUGGUUUUACUGUGACGUUUUCAACGUUGUGUUUGUUUGUGCUUUAAUUUUGGGUCGUCGUUGUGAAUAUAUAAACGAAAUAAAUAUAUUUCUUCCCGGUCGUACGCGUUA